AUGGUCCCCAUAAACCCUACUAGGCUUGUUGCUGCCUACCCGUGGGGAAUGUCCCCACACCUUGCUGCUAGCCUCGCUAGUGGGGGAGCUUUCUUCCCUCAUUCGGAUCUUACUGUUGUUGCUGGAAGUGUUGGUUUCCCUUGGGCAGGGGCACCUCAGGCCCCCAAUGCUCUAUUUGGAACGCAAUAUUUUCAACCUGCUACUGCCGCUCAGACUGUGCCACCAGGUUUCUCCUACCCGCCAAUGUGGUUCAACCCGAGCGUGCCCGCACCAAUCGCUCCUGAAGUCUCUCGACCAGCCAGUCAGGCCACUCCUCCCACUGUUGAUCCAUCCAGACUUGCGGAUUACCAGCUCUUAGACGACAAAAUAAGGGGGCUGUAUUUUGAAAAGAUGAUUGACAGUUCAUCAACAAACUUUGUCGAUAUGGUUAUUAUUGGGGAACAUGUUAAAAGUGGGCUGAAAUUUGGGAAGAUAAUAGACACGACCGCGCCGCAGACAGUCAAUAAGAGACCACAUGGGAGCUUCGCAAAGAAGAAAGAGGAGGAAGCAAACGCUAUAAUGGCGAAGGCUCGCCCCCGAUAUCGAGGUCUGAUGGCCCCUAUGCCAUAUUAUCCGUACCAGUACGUUGCCGCAGCUCAAUACCAACAGCCGCCUUUCCAGUAUCAACCGCAGAAGGACAAUCGACAAUCAACACCCGCUCAGAGAAAUCCAAACCAACAAUAUAAUCGAGCACAGAACCGAGGAAACAAUUUUGGGAACCGACCCCAAUUUGACAAAAUUCUGGUGUCGUACUCCGAAUUAGUCCCCUAUCUAGUUCAUGUAGGGGCGGUCAUACCAAAGGAAUUUCCCGUGGCCACUCCUCCAUUCCGCGCCAACCACGAUCCUAAUGCUUCGUGCGUGUAUCAUGCCAAUUUCAUAGGGCACUCUACAGAAAAUUGUUGGGCACUUAAAUGCAAGAUUCAAGACUUGAUAAACCAGAACAUCCUGACCUUCUCCGAAGAAAAACCGAAUGUAAAGACAAAUCCUUUGCCGAAUCAUAGUGGCGUGCCAGUCAACGCCGUGAUUGAAGAGGUAAAUACCGAAGUCAUACUGAAAGUUGAAGAGGUGAAGACUCUGAUGUUUGUUGUAUUACAAAAGAUUGAACAGUUUGGGUUUUUAGAAAAGGUGCAUGAUGAUUGUACAAUAUGUGAGUUUGAUCCAGACAUUUGCGAGCAGUUGAAAGGGUGCGUGCAAUCACUAAUGGACCAAGGGUUAAUACAGUUCUCUAGAGCUCAAGCAGCAGAAGAGGUAGCAGUAAUUGAACCGAUAACAAUUGUAUACAGGAAGAAGAAGGUUGAAGCUCCUCCCAAGAGGAUUCAGCCGAUUCAUUUCCAUGUUCCAACUCCGUUCCCGUAUCAGAAUACCAAGGCAGUGCCUUGGAAUUAUGAGACCACAACGUAUUUGGGAGGGAAAGAAAUCCGCAUUCUUGAUAUAAAGAUCGUCAAUAUCGAUGGGCUGGAGGCAUGA
Messenger RNA from Lathyrus oleraceus (garden pea), 1506 nucleotides. RefSeq lists its product as uncharacterized. The record is from RefSeq and is a predicted model, not a curated record. The coding region runs from base 1 to 1506 and encodes 501 amino acids. NCBI's taxonomy places the organism in Eukaryota, Viridiplantae, Streptophyta, Magnoliopsida, Fabales, Fabaceae. The transcript is spliced from 3 exons.